UGUCAAGUUAUCUUUCUUAAUAACAUACGAAUGUUUUUGAAUAUGAUGUGAAUUGAAAUUAAAUAUGAUCUUUGAAGUUGAUAUUCUACUUAUAUCCGUUAAGAUUUUUUUUGUCUAACUUUAAAAGUCCAAAAUUGAAGCAAAUAUUAAACAUUCUUAUAACUGAAACUGAAACCUAAUAUACAAUAAAUGCAGACUGUUUUUUGUAAACUAAAAUGCAAGAGCAAAAUUUAGCCUCGAAUAAAAAAUACUCUUGCCCGUUUGAUGGUUGUAAAUCUGAGUUUAACCGACCAUAUAGAUUAGCGCAACAUCGUUUAGUUCAUGUUAAUGUAAAACCUUUUACUUGUUAUGUAGCCAACUGUGACAAAGCCUACACAAGUAAAAGCCAUUUGGACCGUCAUGUGAACAGUGCACACAAAGAGAGUGAACUGGAUAUACUAUACUGUUGCCCACACUGUAUGAAAAAAUAUUGUAACCGACAGAAUCUCAAACGUCAUAUAAAGGUGAGCCACAUACAGAAUAACAAACCAUUUACCUGCGAUGACUGUAAAGCACAGUUCAAAAAGAAAGAUCAACUUGUGGCCCAUAUGUACCAACACAAUGGUAUUAAACCCUAUAGAUGUAACGUAUGCUCAAAAGAUUUUGUUACAUUGUAUAAAAGAAGAAAGCAUAUGAGAAACCACAGAACACAUAAAUGUGAACAUUGUGAUAUGACAUUUACAGGAUGGAUGGAUCUGGUCAAACACAGAAGAGUAGAUCAUGCAUCACCUGAAUAUAUUUGUAAUGAUUGUGGAAAAGUAUUUAAAGAGAGAUCACAUAUAAUAAGACAUGUAAAGAAUCACUUGCCAGGAAAUUCAGUAACAGCAUUCUUCUGUCCCUAUGAAAAUUGUCACAGGCAUUACUCAAGGAACAGUAAUUUAAAGCAGCACAUUUUAGUAAAGCAUAAAGGUCAGACUUUUGAUUGCACACUCUGUGGCGCGAAAUUAACAACAAAGGCCCGGCUAAACGACCACAUUGAUAGACAUACUAGACCAGAAGUUAUAUUACGGAUACCGAAAACUUGUGAAACCGGCAGAAAAAAAAGAAAGGAUGAAAACUCUAUGAAAUAUGUCACCGCUUUGAAGUUGGCGGGAAUAGUAAAAAAUAAAAUGGAAAAAUGUAUCGAUAGCAAAACGAUCAGAGAUGACACUUAAUUUUUUACAUAAAAAGACUUUAGUUUUUAAACUCCUCUGUUAUAUUGUUAGUCGAUAAAAAAUGGUACCUUAUUAAUUAUAAGUUCGAAACUUUGCUAUUCAAUACGUUGUUUAUAUGUGAUUUUUAUUCAUUUCAGAUGUUAAAAGAAACAAUUUAUAUAUAUAUGUGUGUGUAGUGACUAUAAUAACUAUUCUUUUCAAAUAUACUACAUUGUUUAUUAUUAUAUUCUACUUGAGAUACUAGUAACCGAAACUUCGGAAAAUGUAAAAUAAAAUACUUAAACUGAGUAGCAUAUCCAAAA
Messenger RNA from Danaus plexippus (monarch butterfly), 1495 nucleotides. RefSeq names its product gastrula zinc finger protein XlCGF8.2DB-like. Lineage: Eukaryota; Metazoa; Arthropoda; Insecta; Lepidoptera; Nymphalidae. The transcript has 7 exons. Gene Ontology annotation, biological process: regulation of transcription by RNA polymerase II. The record is from RefSeq and is a predicted model, not a curated record. Gene Ontology annotation, molecular function: RNA polymerase II cis-regulatory region sequence-specific DNA binding; DNA-binding transcription factor activity. Bases 216 to 1193 code for a protein of 325 amino acids.